Tilletiaria anomala UBC 951 is the source of this 2324-nucleotide messenger RNA. Its product is annotated as WD40 repeat-like protein. Gene Ontology annotation, molecular function: protein binding. The coding region runs from base 247 to 2121 and encodes 624 amino acids. NCBI's taxonomy places the organism in Eukaryota, Fungi, Basidiomycota, Exobasidiomycetes, Georgefischeriales, Tilletiariaceae. The record is from RefSeq and is a predicted model, not a curated record. The transcript is spliced from 3 exons.
GUCUACGAAGAAGACGAACUUAAAUUGAAUGGCGUUCACCAUGUUCAUCUAUGGAUUUGGCUACAAAUGUCGUCGGUGUAUCCGCAUUGGCUGUGUGAACGGCUAGCGCAUGCUAGCGACUACUCUCUACAAGGAACCAUGGUACUGCUCUCACAGAUGGGCUCUGUGGACAACGACACAAGAUAGAGUCCGCUUACAUCACAGCGUUUACACAAGGGAUCUUGAUUGACCGUUUCGCUCAAUACGAUGCAGUCGGUGAAGAUGCAGCGAGCACGAAAUGCAGCUGCAGCGGUGGCAGCCAGAGUCUGGAGCGGGAGUUCGCCACUUACCAAGAGUCACGAUCUGCACGACGACGCCUUGAGGAGUGGUGUUUUGAACGUAACAUCCCACGAAGCUGCUGUCCUUCCCAAGAAUCACGGCGACGCGGCAGCCGAGAGCAUGGGCCAAGACAGCGCGUUUCUUGUAUCCAGCCCGAACACCAGAGUUGCAGACGAGUCUGAGACCAGCGAGGUCAUGAUCGAUUUUCUCAAUGAGCUCCCGCCUGAGCUUGCAUUCAGCGUAUUGCUGCACCUCAAAAGUCCAUCAGAAAUUCUCAAUGUCUCCCUGGUGUGCAAAUCCUGGUACGUCAUGGCUACAGACAACAUCAUCUGGAAGGCUGCAUUCGAGGCCCAAGAGUCGUGGACGCUCCGCUCCGAUGCCAAUGAGCUCCUGGAGAAACGAGCCCUAGAUCCAAGCUCUAAGCCGUUCCCAUAUUACAUGGACGAGACCAGCAGGGGGCGCCGAGCCGGUUGGGCGGCGCGACCGAGCUUGCAAGCUUGGAGAACCGAUGACGCAAGCAGCGACUCUGAUAGGUUACUUGGCGACCACGAGCCCGCAAGCGAGUACACAGUAUUCCUGGAUGGUCUGGGCGACGACUCAGCAGAUGUGACUUACGAUUACUUUGUGCGAAACGAGCGCUACGACACUUCCAACCCGUCGACUCCAGCUGGGGUGCGACGCGCUGCUCAGCGCGGGUUGGCUACUCCUUCCACAGUAGCUCUGACGUCCUCGCCAGUACGAAUACCUGCUGCUCGAAAACAGCAUCUCGCCCGGCUCGACUGGCGAAAGCUGUAUGCCGCACGCUUAGUCCUUGACCAGAGGUGGCAAGGCAAAAGUCCGUCAAAUGACGGUAAACCAUUUUUACCUCCUUACACCUACCUCAUCGGGCAUGAAGAUGCCAUCUACUGCGUCGCAAAUGACGAAGCGGAAGACAGCGGCACCAACGGCCGCAUCGUGACGGGCUCGCGCGAUCACACCAUCAAAAUUUGGAGUUGUGACACAAAAUCGUGCAUUCGGACAUGGAGAGGCCACAGCGGCAGUGUGCUUUGCAUACGCUUGGAGAAUGAUCGACUCUAUACUGGGAGCUCCGACGGCCUGAUGAUUGUAUGGGACUACUCACAGCUAGUCGCCCCACUGUCUGACGACCGGGACCCUCAAAUCGCUGAGACAAAGGAUCUUCCCAUUGUCUCACGAGUGAGCCAUCCUUGGAGUGUGCUUGACAUCGACUUCAACGAGAAGCAUCUCAUCACAUGCUGUCGGGAUGGGUGCGUGCGAGUCUGGAACAAGAAAGAUUUCAGCUGCAUUUUAUGCUACAGUCCCCACUGCAGCCCGGUGAACUCUGGGCGACUCUGUGGAGAUCGGAUCGUGACAAUCGCAGGCAACAAUAGCGUGCAUCUAUGGGACGUCACGACCGGGGACACAAUACGCGCCUUCCAGACCGAGCAUGGCCCAGCUUGUGUCCUCUUUGUCGAGGGUCUCAUCAUCGUCGGUACAAAAGAUCCACUGAUGUACGCUUGGGACGUCGAGACGGGGGAGCUGCAGCAUUCUUGGCAAGGGCAUGAAGAGCUCGUCAGGGCUCUCGCAUAUGACUCCCGUCGCAAGCUCAUCGCCAGCGCCGGCUACGACGGACGCGUCAAGCUGUGGCGAAGCGACUCAGAGCAGCCUGUGCUCACACUGCAGCGGCAUCAAGAUCAGGUACUCGACGUUGCUCUCGGCGUCUCGAGGAUCAUCACAGUGGGCAAGGAACGCAGCGUCUGCGUGCGCAACUUUGGACACGGGCUAGAUACCACACUCUUUGCAUAGCAUCAACACUGGCACCACUAUGGACUGUAUCCUACUAAGAUCUAUCGCGUAUCAGAUCAUGGCGUGAUCCCAGUGGAGCUGUUGUUACAGUAUGAUACAUACUCUCCAGGCUGCUUAUUAAGCCUCAAUCGGCUUGGCCGACAUGUAGCCAGUUAUUCUAACUCAAAGCGCCGGGCAGGUUGGAAGGCGGUCAUCCUGUCGAA